AGAUAACACUCGCUGAGAGGAAGCCGGUGUUCUUCAUUUAACGAGUCUCACUGUAGAGAUGAAUGCGCUUAUAAUCUCGGUGCUCGUUCUGCUUUCUAGUUGUUGCACAGGACAGGAAACAUGUGGUCGACCAGUCAUUGCGCCGGUGCUCGACAAUGAAGAUCGCAUCUUGGGAGGAUCUGAAGCUGUGCCCGGCAGUUGGCCGUGGCUGGCGCCCCUCUACGAGCACCCCAUCCUCGGAGGGGACAUGGUCUGUAGUGGGGCUCUGCUCGACUCCCAACACGUAGUCACUGCUGCUCACUGUGUCAGAUCGGUGCAUCGGAGCAUGCUGCGCAUUCAUCUUGGUGUCCAUACAAGAGACCGCAGAGAUGUCGGUGAACAGACAGCCCUGGUGCAACACAUCUGUGCUCACCGACUGGCGUACAAACCUUAUAACGAUAUAGCCAUCCUGAGGCUGCGCCGCACAAUCAAAUUCCGGGACACCAUCCAGCCCGUGUGCCUUCCACAACCCGAUGGCGAAAUGCCAGAUAAUGUGACACUUUAUGUAACAGGAUGGGGCAAGACUCAAGCAACGCAUAUUGACGUGGAGGACAGAUCAUUGACCCUAAAGCAGUUACGAGUACCCAGUCUUUCAUCCGAGACUUGCAGGAGCCAAUUCCUGAGAUUCCUUCUGGACAGCGGCUUCUGUGGCGCACACGAAUACGGUUCAACCUGCAAUGGAGACAGCGGCGCUCCUGCUGUUCGCCUGCGUGACGGUGUGUGGACGUUGGAAGGUAUCACGGCAGGAGGACCUCGCACGUGCGGUAUAGCGAAGUCACCCAUGCGCUUCACUAAGGUAUCGUGGUUCGUCAACUGGAUUCGUCGCUACAUGAACUCCAGCGAAGCUGAAUGGAGCGUACUAUGUAGGCCAGCAGACGUCUCCCUGAGAGCAACCCGGUGUUCUUCAUUGAACGGUCUCACUGUGGAGAUGAAUGCGCUUAUAAUCUCCGUUCUCGUUCUGCUUCCCAGUUGUUGCAGAGGACAGCAAACAUGUGGGCGACCAGCCAUUGCACCGAUGCUCGACAAUGAAGAUCGCAUCAUGGGAGGAUCUGAGGCUGUGGCUGGCAGUUGGCCGUGGCAGGCUGCCCUGUACGAGCACCCCCUCCUCGGAGGUAACAUGAUCUGCAGUGGGGCCCUGCUCGACAGCCAGCACGUGCUCACUAUUGCUCACUGCCUCAGGUCGGUGCAUCGGAGCACAUUGCGCGUUCAUCUUGGUGUCCAUACAAGAGACAGCAGAGAUAACGGUGAAGAGACAGCCCUGGUGCAACACAUCUGCACUCACCGGCUGACGUACAAAUCUUAUAAUGAUAUAGCCAUCCUGAGACUGCGCAGCCCAAUCAAAUUCCGGGACACCAUUCAGCCCGUGUGCCUUCCACUACCCGGUACCGAAAUGCCUGAUAAUGCGACACUCUACGUAACAGGAUGGGGCAAAACUCGAGCAACAGAUAUUGACGUGGAAGACAUGUCAUCGACAUUAAAGCAGUUACGCGUACCCAGUCUGUCAUCCGAGACUUGCAGGAGCCAAUUCCUGGAGUUCCUUCUGGACAGCAGCUUCUGCGGCACGCACGAAUAUGGUUCAGCCUGCCAUGGUGACAGUGGCGCUCCUGCUGUUCGCCUGCGUCAUGGCGUGUGGACGUUGAAGGGUCUCGCCGCAGGAGGACCUCGGACGUGCGGCACAGCGACGUCACCCAUGCACUUUACUAAGGUAUCGUGGUUCGUCAACUGGAUUCAUCGCUACAUGAACUCCAACGCAGCAGAAUGGAACGUACUAUGCAGGCCAUCGGACGUGUAGAGAGCACAAGUUCCGUUGCUCUCACGGGCAUUUCAUUUUUGGUUCAGCAACAAGAAAUACAGGUUCGGCAUGGAAGUCGCAUUGUGUAAUCAAUGUUGCUCGACUUGUCCCAGUGUCAUGGCCGAUAAUAUGCUCAGUUCUAAAUGUUAACGUAACAUGGAAGAUGCAGACCGCAAGAAUACAAUGUAACGGGAGACCAAAUAUACCUUUUCAUCUGCAAGGUGCUUAAAUACAUUUUUCAGCAGAAGCUUUAUUUACGCUUAGACCUCCAUUUAUCACACAAGGCCUGAACGUUUACUUAGUUCACUCACUUACCGCAAUACGGCGCUCGCUAUAUGGCGCAGAGUGGUAGCGAUGCCCCUGUGUUGUCUCAGUUGUAAUAAAAUAGCAAUUUAACCACGCA
Ornithodoros turicata is the source of this 2234-nucleotide messenger RNA. Its product is annotated as tryptase gamma-like. Gene Ontology annotation, biological process: proteolysis. The coding region runs from base 59 to 1831 and encodes 590 amino acids. Gene Ontology annotation, molecular function: serine-type endopeptidase activity. The record is from RefSeq and is a predicted model, not a curated record. The transcript has 12 exons. Lineage: Eukaryota; Metazoa; Arthropoda; Arachnida; Ixodida; Argasidae.